Molecule: messenger RNA, 1648 nt
Organism: Cyprinodon tularosa
Lineage: Eukaryota; Metazoa; Chordata; Actinopteri; Cyprinodontiformes; Cyprinodontidae
Gene: uck2a
Product: uridine-cytidine kinase 2a
Exons: 7
Coding region: 166-954 (262 amino acids)
Cellular component (GO): cytoplasm; cytosol
Molecular function (GO): kinase activity; ATP binding
Source: RefSeq, a predicted model, not a curated record
UAUUUUAUAUCUAUAUUUAUCCAUUGUUUUAUUCACUAAUCCCCUGGAGAGACAUGUUUGUUGUGACUGUUGAUGGAAUAAAAAAUAAAAACAACCAUGAAGUGGGAGGAGCGCGCGCGCACACACACAGAGGCGCGCACAGGCCGCCAGGGCCGCAGAUGAAGCAUGACGGAGCAGAGCGAGACACAGCAAGGUGACCCGGUCCAGCGUGUCAUGCUCCGUCAGCCCUUCCUGAUCGGCGUGGCGGGCGGCACAGCCAGCGGCAAGUCAUCGGUGUGCAACAAAAUCAUGGAACUUCUGGGUCAGAACGAGAUCGACCAUCACCAGCGGCAGGUGGCCAUCCUCAGCCUGGACAGCUUCUACAAGGCUCUGACCCCGGAGCAGAAGGCCAAGGCACUAAAGGGCCAGUUCAACUUUGACCACCCAGAUGCUUUUGACAAUGACCUGAUAAUCGCCACCCUUUGGGACAUCAAGGAAGGGAAAACGGUCCAUAUCCCGGUUUAUGACUUUGUCUCCCAUUCCAGGAAGAAAGAGACGGUGACGGUUUAUCCUGCAGACGUGGUUCUGUUCGAAGGCAUCCUGAUGUUCUACUCUCAGGAGAUCCGAGACCUUUUCCAGAUGAAGCUGUUUGUGGAUACGGACGCAGACACGCGCCUGUCACGCAGAGUGCUGAGGGACAUCCGCGAACGCGGCCGGGACUUGGAGAGCGUCCUGGCUCAGUACAUCAACUUUGUGAAGCCUGCCUUUGAGGAGUUCUGCCUGCCGACCAAGAAGUACGCAGACGUGAUAAUACCAAGAGGAGUGGAUAACACUGUCGCCAUAAACCUGAUCGUCCAGCACAUCCAGGACAUCCUGAACGGCGGCCUGACCAAACAAUUCAACAGCUGGAUCAGCAGCUAUAAGUUCAUGAAGCCGCAGCAGCCCAGCGUGGAGCCGAGCAGUCGACCCCACUGACCCGAGGGAAAGACGGCGUCGCAGUGCUCCUCUCCCUCCAUCGUUACCUAGAAACCGUAAAAGUCUGAUUCUGCUCAGACUGCAGAGAUCUGGUCAAUCAGGGAUCUGGAUUCAAGCUUCAAGUUUGUGGACCUGUGGGACCAACCCUGCUUCCUCUGUUUGAUUAGAGUCCAGAAGCUUGUCUCCUCAGAGACGAUCUGAUCAACAUGGAUGUUUUUGUUUACUUAACCUCCUUCUGAGAAACAAUCUUUUCAUAUAUGCAAGUUAAAGCUCAAUAAGUCGAUAUUAUUGCUUUUUUUUCUCCGUUGUCUAAGGUUGUAUUUGCUUUGUUUUGAGCUAAAGGCUGAUUGAAACGGUGCCGUUGUAUCUGAACUUUAUGGACCAGCUGCAAAUGUUUGCUAUUCACUAACCGUUCCAGAGCAGUUUGUUCUAAUUUCUCCUGUGUUGUUUUGCUUUGCUGCUAUAAACUCUGAUGUAUCAGAGGCUGUGCUGAUGGUGAGGAUUCCCACCAACAUGCACGCUCAUUAGGUUCAAUAUGUCUAUAAAAAGCUGCUGUAGAUGUUCUUUUGAUACUUUUGUUUAUACAUAUGAGUUUAUAAACUUUCCAGGUACUCUGCUGCCCUCCUCAGGCUGGUUUGUGUCAUUUCACCGUUACUAAAGCUCAUUUUUGCUCAUUAGGGGAGAUGAGCAGUUC